This is a messenger RNA of Beta vulgaris subsp. vulgaris (sugar beet), 2375 nucleotides long. Its product is annotated as gibberellin 20 oxidase 1-B. The transcript is spliced from 3 exons. Gene Ontology annotation, molecular function: gibberellin 20-oxidase activity. Gene Ontology annotation, biological process: flower development; response to light stimulus; unidimensional cell growth. The coding region runs from base 132 to 1295 and encodes 387 amino acids. The record is from RefSeq and is a predicted model, not a curated record. NCBI's taxonomy places the organism in Eukaryota, Viridiplantae, Streptophyta, Magnoliopsida, Caryophyllales, Amaranthaceae.
CUUCCAUAAUUUUUGUUUCAGUCCAAAAACCUAACUUAGACACUUAGUAGCUAGCUUGUCCUAUAAAUACCUCCUCCUAUACAAAGGACAUCCUUAACUUGUUUUAUUUCUUCAAAUUUUAUUGCUAUAAAAUGGAUUCAAGUGUAUCCAUUCUUACCAACUUUGUCACUCCAUGGGAGCUCCAAACCCAAAAGAAAAAUAAUUCCAUCACCCAUUCUCCAAAAAACUCCAUUGUGCAAAAACAACACACAAAUGUCCCCAAGAGCUUCAUUUGGUCUCUUGAUGACAUUAACCAACCUAAACAAAAACUCGACGCCCCGAUAAUCGACCUUGAAGGGUUCAUUAGAGGGGAUGAAAUGGCCACCAAAGACGCGGCCGAGCUUCUUAAGGAUGUUUGCUCAAACCAUGGUUUUUUCCAAGUGAUCAACCAUGGACUUGACCCUAAACUCCUAAAGGAGGCAUAUGAUAAUAUUGGUCAUUUCUUCAUGCUACCAACAACAUUAAAGGCAAAGGCUUUGAAGAAGCCGGGUCAGUUAUGGGGCUUGUCUGUUGCUCAUGCUGAUCGUUUGUCAACUAACUUACCUUGGAAAGAGACGUUAUCUUUUCCGCACCAUGCCAUGAACAACGACGAUUCCGCAAUUGAUUACUUUACCUCGGUGUUGGGCACUGAGUUUGAGCAUAUCGGGGCAAUUUACCAGAAUUAUUGUAAUGAAAUGCAUAAGCUAUCGCUUAUUAUACUUGAACUAUUAGCUAUCAGUUUGGGAGUAGAUCGAUCCUACUACCGCGAUUUCUUUGAAGAUGCUAAGUCAAUCAUGAGAUUGAACUACUAUCCAUCUUGUGAUGAACCAGAUCUAGUUUUAGGAACAGGGCCACAUUGUGAUCCAACAUCUUUGACAGUGCUAUACCAAAACGAAGUUGAAGGUCUUGAAGUGUUUGUCAACAACAAAUGGCAAGCAGUAGAACCUCGUGCUGAUGCUUUGGUGAUUAACAUUGGGGAUACUUUCAUGGCAAUGACGAAUGGGCAAUACAAGAGUUGCUUGCAUAGAGCAGUGGUGAAUGAGAAGGUAGCGAGAACGACAAUGGCAUUUUUCCUAUGCCCAAAAGAAGACAAAGUAGUAAAACCACCAGAAAGUCUAAAUAAGCCAAGGAAGUACCCUGAUUUUACAUGGUCUGAUUUUGUGUUGUUUACUCAAAAACAUUAUCGAGCUGAUGCCAAUACUCUUGAAAGCUUCACCAAUUGGAUGUGGUCAAGGUUGUCUUCAGAUGAUUCUAAGAAAAUCAAUCUGGAAGUCUAAACUUUCAUUACCAAAAUAUUAAAUUCAUAUAUUACUGUGUAAGUCUGAAAUUCUCAAGAAUAAGAUACUAAAAUGUUCUUAUAAUUAAUUUCAUUUUUUAUUGGGCAUGAGUUGUCUUCUUUCUUAGGUUUCAAUAGAACUUUCUACAUUAAGUUAACAAAUGACAGUACUAAAAAGCUAUGUAGCACUGAUACGGGUACGGGAACGGAUACGGGUACGGGUACGGGGACGGAAAACGGCAAAAUUAAAAUUUCCGAAAACGGUACGGCUGAGAUUCGGCAAAAAAAAAUGUAAAUACAUUUUAAUGAAAAAUAUUAGGUUCAUAAAUCUUUGUUUAUUUUUAUACAAAAAAUUAAAAAACAUACAUAUAAAACAUAUAUAAACUUUCCUUUUUAGAAUAUUUAAAAAAAGAUAUUUUACCGAAAAGCAUAUAAGAUUAUGAUAAUUUGAUUUAGCAAAAAAAACAAAAAAAAAGAAAAGAAGCAAUAGAGAGAAGACAAACUGACAAAGUAUAAAGACUACAAUUUUUUUUUAGAACAUUGACAGCUGUACUACACCUGUACACCAAUAACACCACCCUCACCCUCUUACUUUCACGUGACAUCUCAGUAUCUCACAUCUUCAUUAGUUAAACCUUUCCCCUUCACCAAAUCACCAGUCACCACUAACACAACCCACCACCGCCACUAUCACACUGCCACCACUGUACCCACCCAGAUCUAAACCACCCAACCCCCUGAAACCACCCGAACCACAAAUCGGGCCCACCCCCUGAAAAUAAAAAAGUAAACCAGAACGGAGAGGAGAACAACGGAGGGAAGAGCGAAGAAGGGUCGUUAGAGAUACGCCGGAGCACAACGGAGGGAAGAGCGAGAGUUUCGAAGAAGUGCUGAGUCUUCUGAGUUCUCAAUUUCGACGGCCAAAAACGUACCCAGCCCCGUACCUAGAUGAAGACCACCGUACCCAUUAAUUUGCCCCGUACCCACGUGCCCGGAAUCGUUUUGGGUACGAAUCCCAGGCGAAUCUGUCACGUACCCGUACCGUACCCGUACCCGGUACGGGAAACGGCGCCUGAGAGGC